This is a messenger RNA of Rotaria socialis, 3039 nucleotides long. Lineage: Eukaryota; Metazoa; Rotifera; Eurotatoria; Philodinida; Philodinidae. The record is from the annotation of a GenBank genome assembly.
AUGGCUCAUCUACAUUCUGCGGACAAUAUACGUAAAGAAUCCGUAUCUUCGUCUUCGACUAAUCGUACAUAUUAUAAUAAAACCUUUGAAGAUACAACCGAUUUAUUUCUAUUCGCUUGUGCACAUGGCGAUUACAUGUGCGUGCAUCGACUUUUAAUUGACGAUGAAGUCGAAGCGGAUGUAUCGAAUAAAAUGGGUAAAAGUGCUCUUCAAUUGGCUAUUGAAAAUGAACAUUUUGAAGUCGUCAAAGUUUUACUCGAUAAAAUUCCUUAUGAAAAAUUUCGCGAUGCACUUCUGUUGGCGAUUUAUUUGGGCCAUACAAAUAUCGCAGAUUUUAUUAUGAAUCAUCCCACCUAUCGAACGUUCAGUGGCGGUUUUCUUGAUCCAACACAUCCACAAGCGUAUGAUGAUUCACAAUUUAGUUCUGACAUAACUCCACUUAUUCUUGCUGCUCAAUAUAAUCGUUUACAAAUUGUUCAUCAAUUAUUAUCGAAAGGUGAACGCAUACAAAAGCCACAUAAAAGUAUGUGCCCAUGUGUUGAUUGUGCUGAUAGUUCGGCGUAUGAUUCAUUUCGGCAAGCUCAAGUUCGUCUAUCGGCCUACAAAGGUCUUUCAUCUGAAGUUUAUAUAGCUCUGACAUAUCCUGAUCCAAUCUUACAGGCAUUUGAAUUGAAUCAUGAAAUACGAACGCUUGCAAAAGUUGAACAUUAUUUUCGUGAAGAUUACGAAAAAUUAUCUCAUCAAUUAUCCAUCUUUGUUACACGAUUACUCGAUAAUGUCCGAGGACAUGAAGAACUUGAAAUUGUUUUAAAUAAAACGGGGCAGCCACACGAAGAAAAAUAUGAAAAUUUAGCUCGAUUCGAUUUAGCUAUCAUCAAUCAAGAAAAAGCAUUUGUUUCACAUUCGAAUUGUCAGCAGAAAUUAAUGGAAAAAUGGUACGAAAAUUUAUCGGCUAUUAAAAAUGCUCAUCUUACAAAGCGUAUCUUAUUUUAUCUGGCUUUUAUUGUCUGCUUACCAUUUUUAUUGUUGGCCUAUUAUUUUUUCCCUCAAACUAAAAUUGGUUCAUUGUGUCAUCAACCAAAUUUAAAAUUAAAAGCAUACAUUGUCUCCUAUCUUACUUUUAUUAGUCUUAUCGUAGCAUCGAGCUAUUUCUCAAUAUCACAUUUGCAAAAAACAAAAUUUCUUUCUAAUUAUAAUUCAACUAUUUACAAAUUUUAUAUUGAAAAUAUCUAUGAAAAUGAUCAACUGCGGUAUGAUUUAAAUAGUUUAAAUCAAAAUUCGCAGGCUAAUAAAAAUGAUAGACUCAUCAGUUGUGACAUUAGCCUUCGUUUCAUGGAACCAAAUCCAUUUCAAAUAGCGAUUUUUAUUUGGGUUAUUGGUUUUGUAUGGCAAGAAAUUAAACAACUGUUUGGUGCGGGUGUGCGAGUUUAUCUAAAAUCACAUAGUAAUUAUGUCGAUUGUCUUAUGAAUAUACUUUAUAUAUUAUAUUUCAUAUGUCUCUAUUCAUCUAUGGUUUUGACUCGUACAUCAAUGAAUAUGUUUCAUUCAUCGGAUUAUUGGAGAAAUAUUGUUCGCUAUGAUAAUAUGAGGGAGGGUGAAAAGGUUGAAUAUCUCGGUAAAACUUAUCAUAUACUCUAUUGGCUUAAUGCUGAUCGAUAUUAUUGGAGUAGUAAUGAUUUACAAAAUUUAGCAGAAGCAUUUUUUGCCAUGGGCAAUGUUGCAAGUAUUUGUCGAAUUUGCUUUCUAUUACCAAUUAUUGGAUUUGUUGGACCAUUACAAGUAAUGCUUGAACGUAUGAUUAUUGAUAUUUCAAAAUGGAUUGUAAUCAUUUUAAUAUUUUUUGUUGCAUUUGCAUGUUCAUUAUUUUUAAUUUUUUCUCCUUUUGCUACUGCUUUAAAACAGCACGAUAUUUUGCAUUCAUCAUCAAAUACUGCUGCAUCUCAAAUAGUUUCACUGAUGAGAUACGAGACUUUAUCAAUGUCAACAAGUGCACGAUGUCUGCCGUAUUAUAAAUUAAUCAAUCAAUCAUUUCCCAAUGUGACAGCUCUCGAUGCACCUGAUGUAGCUAAUCUAGAUGAGAAUAAUUCCUGUAAACAAUCGAAACAAUACGACAAAAUCGAAAACGUUGGACCUCAUCCGGCUAUCCAUUAUUUUGGUGAAAAAUUUGGAUCGACAAUAUUGACAACAUUUUUUACUUUAUUUGGUGAUAUGGCUGAAGAUGAUAUACCAGAUCGCGGCUAUGAACUUAUUUCAUUGACAUGUAAUAAACCUGAUCCGAAAAGUUAUGCGCCGGGCUUUGAUAUAUUUUCAUCGAAUCUUGGCUUUAUUAUUUUCGGUCUUUUUACUUUUAUUUGUGUUACAGUACUUAUUAAUACGUUAAUCGCUAUGAUGGGCAAAACAAUUGAUAUAAUUGAUAAUAGAGCGGAUGUGGAAUGGAAAUUUGCCCGUUCAAGGCUUUAUAUGGAAUAUGUGCGAGAUGGAAAUAGUUUACCCGUUCCAAUGAAUAUCUGCCCAACGCCCAAAUCUUUUAUUCACCUAUUCAAACGAAUAAAAAAUCUGAUCCUUUCUAAAAAUUCAUCCGACGAUGAUGAUGAACGAGCAAAUGAAACUGGUGAUGAUCGAUUGGAUGGGCUUAAUAUUCGACGUCGUAACCAUGAUGAUGAUAAUGAUAAUGAUAUAAAUAUAAAAGGUACACAACAUGAUAGAUUCAAACAUGAAAAAAUCUUUGAUCGUCAACGUAGUUAUGCUAUACACGAAAAAUUAACAUAUAAAAUAGUGAUUGAACGUAUUAUUAGACGAUUUUUAAUCCAUUAUAAAAAUAAACAUACCGGUGCCAAUGAAAACAAUGAUGGUCUUGAAUUUAAAGAAUUUAAAAAUGAUGUAUCAUCAUUACGUUUCGAAUUAUUAAAUGAAGUUGAUAUGCUAGAUGACAUGCGACUAUUGAUUGGAGAACCAAUGAACAAAUUCAAUGAUAUUUUAGAAAUGAACUUCGAUAUGGAUAAAAUCAAAGAAUAUCUACAUGAUCAAAAAUUAAUUUAG